AUGGCAUCUAGCCCCCCGAAUCUAACGGCCCCGGCCGUCAAGCUGAACAGUGGCUAUGCCAUGCCGCUUGUAGGGUUUGGACUAUGGAAAGUCAAUAAAGACACCUGCGCGGACCAAGUUUAUAACGCCAUUCGAACUGGAUAUCGUCUGUUCGAUGGCGCCUGUGAUUAUGGAAACGAAGUAGAAGCCGGCCAAGGUGUAGCACGCGCUAUUAAGGAAGGUAUCGUGAAGCGGGAGGAUCUCUUUAUCGUCUCCAAGCUCUGGGGAACCUUCCACGACCCCAACCAUGUCGAGCAAGCAUGUCGCCGUCAAUUGUCCGACUGGGGCAUCGACUACUUCGAUCUGUUCAUCGUCCAUUUCCCCAUUUCUCUGAAACAUGUCGACCCCGCCGUUCGAUAUCCCCCAGAGUGGUCUGCUCCCGGUGAAAAACCCGAAAGAGGCGAUGUACCUAUGCACAAGACCUGGGGAGCAAUGGAAGAGCUGGUGGAUAAGAAGCUUGCCCGCAGCAUCGGAAUAAGCAACUUUAGCCCUCAGCUGAUCAUGGACUUGCUGCGAUAUGCGAGAAUCCGACCUUCUACCUUGCAGAUAGAGCAUCACCCAUACCUCACUCAGGAGGGAUUGGUCAAGUAUGCUCAGGAGGAGGGAUUGACCGUGACGGCAUAUUCAUCCCUUGGUCCACAGAGCUUUAUCGAGCUGGAGAAUAAGGCGGCCACUGGAACGACGCUGCUCCUCGAACACCCGACUAUCAAAUCCUCCGCAGAGAAGCAUGGUAAAACUCCUGCACAGGUAUUGCUUCGAUGGGCCACGCAGAGAGGUGUUGCUGUUAUCCCAAAGAGCAAUAAUCCAGACAGACUUGCGCAGAACCUGGAUGCCACAAGCUUCAACCUUACAGCGAAUGAAGUCAGUGCUAUUAGCGCUCUUAACCAGGGGCUACGAUUCAAUAAUCCUCCAAGUUACGACGUUAACUUUCCAAUCUUUGGAUAA
Messenger RNA from Arthroderma uncinatum, 984 nucleotides. Its product is annotated as NAD(P)H-dependent D-xylose reductase. Gene Ontology annotation, molecular function: D-xylose reductase (NADPH) activity. Gene Ontology annotation, cellular component: cytosol. Gene Ontology annotation, biological process: D-xylose catabolic process. Lineage: Eukaryota; Fungi; Ascomycota; Eurotiomycetes; Onygenales; Arthrodermataceae. The transcript has 3 exons. The record is from RefSeq and is a predicted model, not a curated record. Bases 1 to 984 code for a protein of 327 amino acids.